Capsella rubella is the source of this 1647-nucleotide messenger RNA. Its product is annotated as FBD-associated F-box protein At2g26860. Gene Ontology annotation, molecular function: protein binding. The transcript is spliced from 3 exons. Bases 237 to 1433 code for a protein of 398 amino acids. The record is from RefSeq and is a predicted model, not a curated record. Lineage: Eukaryota; Viridiplantae; Streptophyta; Magnoliopsida; Brassicales; Brassicaceae.
ACUCUCCUGAGCGAGAAUCCAGCCUCCAUUGAAAGAAGCUUCACAGGUUUAUUCUAGGGUUUCUUUUCCUAGCUUUUCUCUACUGUUUAGGUUUUGUCUCGUUCCUCUGUUUUAUUCUGCUGCUUUCAGACAAAUCCUUUUCAGUCCUAUUUGUGUUUACCUGUGUUUUUGUGUGUGUGUGUGUUGUGAAUGUAGAGGAUCUGAAAAUUGAAGUCUUUUGUUUUGGGGUUCUAGAUAUGGAUAGAAUCAGUGGCUUACCUAAUGAACUACUAGUCAAGAUACUUUCCUCUCUUCCGACAAAAGAAGUUGUAUCAACUAGUGUUUUGUCUAAACGAUGGGAGUUUCUUUGGAUGUGGGUUCCUAAACUCAAGUUUGGAAUGAAUCAUUACGAAGCAGAUCUUCCUAUUCGUGAUUUUAUCACCAAGAACCUGCCUUUACUUAAACCUCACGUUAUAGAAAGCUUUCAUCUCCAAUGUUUUACUAAAUCCUUUCAACCUGAGGAUAUUAACCAUUGGGUUGAUACUACGAUUUCUCGCUGCGUUCGCGAGCUGAUUAUCGACUCUUAUGAUUUGUCUUGCGUUGGCAAACCUGUUGCGUUAUUACCAAGUAGCUUGUACACUUGCAAAUCCCUCGUGACUUUAAAUCUUACUGGUGAAACCAUUAUUGUGGAUGUUCCCCGAACGGCUAGUCUUCCUUCUUUGAAAACACUGGAGCUUAAUCGUGUGGCAUACUCGAAUGAAGAUUCUCUUCGGCUGCUUCUUUCGUAUUGUCCUGUUCUUGAAGAGUUGAUUAUCGACCGAAUUGGAGAUGACAAUGUGAAAACCUUAGUUGUUAUGGUUCCGUCUUUGCUGAGACUAACUUUGCCGAUUUAUUCAUGUUAUGGGUAUGUUAUAGUUACUCCUUCUUUGAAAUAUCUCAAAGUUCGGAGCCCUUAUGGAGAGUACUUCUCCUAUUUGGUUAUGCAUAUGCCAAAUCUUGAAGAAGCAAAACUCUAUGUUGAGCAAAAUCUCGAAAAGCUUCUCGAAUCAAUCACAUCUGUCAAACGCCUUUCUCUAUCCGUACUAGUCGACAUCAAGAGUAUGUAUCAUAAUGGGAUUGUCUUCAAUCAGCUUCAACAUCUGAAGCUACAUAUAUACUGCGAUAAUUGGUCCAAGUUACUUGUACGGAUGCUCGAAGAUUCUCCUAAACUACGAGUUCUCAAGCUUCUCGUCGAUGAUGAUCCAGACUUUGAUGAUGACCAUGAACAUGUUAGCUGGAAAUAUAAUGAUGAGACCUCUGUUCCUAAAUGUUUGUUGGAUAGUCUUGAGAUUUUCGAGUUUGCUGGGUACACGGGAAGACCAGAAGAAAGAGAUUUCGUGAGUUAUAUCAUGAAACAUGCUUGUCAUCUUAAGUCUUCAUCAAUUUCGCGCUUAUCACGCUAUAUCCUAGAGUAGAAACUUCGAAAAUGAUCAAGGAGUUGUCGUAUCGAUCUCUGUAUUUUAGGCUUUUUGUUGUUGUUGUUGUUCUUGUAGUUGUCCAAGAUUGAAGUUGGUAUUUAACUUGUAAUGUUGAACUUGCUUUCAAUCGGAACAUGUAACUGAUGAUCAUUUCUCUUUGAAGUGUGUAUAUGUUUGGUGUUUGGGUUUGUGGGUUUCAAUCUCUACUUAU